UCUUCUCGUGCCGUGGUAUCGGCAGGCGACGUGGGCUUGGAUCCGCGGCCUCGCCUCUCUCCCCUCCCUCCUCGUCCGUGAGCCUCGGCCCGUCUUUCCCGUGACCUGCCGGCUGACGGAGUGGUUUCCUCUUGACGAGACGAAGCGAGUAUGGUUGGCUCCCACCGGCGCGAUCGAUGGUAGAGUCGUCCGUUCCCCGUGCGCGCCGCAUCGUGAUGCCAUAACUCCCAUGGAGCCGUGCGUGCGUUUACCUCCUCCCCGUCGUACAUUUCGACGGGCUCCCUGGCGAAAUGCGUGACGCGGGGCCACACCACGCUCAGGCUCUGUGGUGUGAUGGCUGGGCGGAUAGAGUUGCGUGGCAUCCUCCUCCCUCGUCUCGUCACCUCCAAGCCUCCGCCGCGGCCUGCGCUGCAGCCUGCACGCGAACGUCGUGGGCGCGCGGGGGUGCCGACGGCGACGCCUCGGUCCCUGUCGUAUCCCGGCGCUUCUUUGUUUUCGGCGGUUGCGCCUGGAGCCCUGGUCCAGUGAACGGCGCUGUCGCGUCGCUUUCGCUCCUCUUCACCUCAGCCGUGGAGGAGUUGAGUUCCCGGCUCGGUGUCCUGUUCUGCUGGAGCACAGGAGCAGCUGUAACCCAGCUGCACCUGGUGCAGGUGCGCAGCUUGUAUCAUCCACCCUAUCGGGGAUACAUUCAGACCCCACACUGCUGGCGCUCCUAAAAAGCGAGAAAGAUUUGUGCCAUGCCAUGCCAUGCCAACGAUCAUGUGACGAAACGAAAUUUCAUGAGCGUUGGCAAGUAUACUUGCAUCCUCUGAAGCCUCUGCCGCUCCCCUGUACGCAGAGCAGGAUGGUGGUCAAGGUGGUGGACCUGCGGUCGGACACGGUCACUAAGCCCUCGGAGGCCAUGCGCGCCGCCAUGGCCGCGGCCGACGUCGACGACGACGUCCUGGGCGCAGACCCGACCGCGCGCCGCUUCGAGGCGGAGAUGGCCGCGCUCAUGGGCAAGGAGGCCGCGCUCUUCGUGCCCUCGGGCACCAUGGCCAACCUCGUCUCCGUCCUCGUGCACUGCGACGUCCGGGGCAGCGAGGUCAUCCUCGGAGACGCCUCGCACAUCCACGUCUACGAGAACGGCGGCAUCUCCACCAUCGGCGGCGUCCACCCGAAGACCGUGGCCAACAACCCCGACGGCACCAUGGACAUCGACAAGAUCGUCGCUGCCAUCAGGCACCGGGGAGGGGCGCUGCUGUACCCGACGACCAGGCUGAUAUGCUUGGAGAACACGCAUGCAAAUUGUGGUGGGAAAUGUCUGUCUGUAGAAUACACUGACAAGGUUGGGGAAAUCGCCAAGAGUCAUGGACUCAAGCUUCAUAUUGAUGGAGCUCGCAUUUUUAACGCCUCUGUGGCACUUGGAGUUCCUGUAGAUAGACUAGUGAAAGCUGCUGAUUCAAUUUCGGUAUGCCUAUCAAAAGGUUUAGGUGCCCCCGUUGGAUCAGUUAUUGUCGGUUCGAAGGCCUUCAUUGACAAGGCCAAGAUUCUUAGGAAGACCCUAGGUGGCGGAAUGAGGCAGAUUGGUGUUCUUUGUGCUGCUGCUUCUGCUGCCGUUCGUGACACUGUGGGAAAGCUUGAAGAUGACCACAGAAAGGCGAAAGCUUUAGCAGAGGGACUGAAGAAAAUUAAACAGUUUUCAGUGGAUUCUGCUUCGGUCGAGACCAAUAUGGUAUUCUUCGAUAUCGUGGAUCCACGAAUAUCGCCUGACAAUCUAUGCCAAGUCUUGGAACAGCACAAUGUGCUUGCAAUGCCAGCGAGUUCAAAAAGUAUCAGGUUCGUCCUCCAUUACCAAAUUUCAGACAGCGACGUUGAAUUCGCAUUGACAUGUGUUGAGAAAGCUUUUGAAGAGCUAUUGAAGGGUGGUGCACAGUUGGAGCCUUUGGCGAACGGUACUACAAGAAGUUCGUACGGGCACUAGAUCACUUCCCUUUGGACCCCCCCGAUGUACAAGCUCGGUGCCUAGCAACAUUUUCUUAAACCAGCAAGAGCACUGUUGGUGUUUGUGAUGGUGCCCUGCUUGUUUGUUGAGAACAACGCUAGCUAUUGUAACCACACCUUUGCUGAAUAACUGAUGGUGCCGUGCUUGUUUGUGCAUUGUGAUCACCGGUAGCUAGAGUAACCACACCGUACCUUCGCUGAAUAAACUGCUCCUGUUCACUCUUC
Panicum hallii is the source of this 2208-nucleotide messenger RNA. Its product is annotated as probable low-specificity L-threonine aldolase 1. Gene Ontology annotation, biological process: L-threonine catabolic process; glycine biosynthetic process. The transcript has 9 exons. Bases 743 to 1963 code for a protein of 406 amino acids. Gene Ontology annotation, molecular function: L-allo-threonine aldolase activity. NCBI's taxonomy places the organism in Eukaryota, Viridiplantae, Streptophyta, Magnoliopsida, Poales, Poaceae. Gene Ontology annotation, cellular component: cytosol. The record is from RefSeq and is a predicted model, not a curated record.